AAGAAUUGCAGAAAAAAAAGAAUUAAAGAAAAAAUUUGUUGAAACAUAAAAAUAAUUAGCUGACAUGAAACUUAAACCACAGACAGAUAAAUUCAAUGAAAUAAUUGCGCUAGCUAUUUAAAUUAAGGCAACGUAAUGUAUGUACGUUAUUAUUUAUAUUUAUAUCUUUUAUGUAAUUUGGGUUAAUUUUUUUUGUCUUUUGGUUGGUGUUUCAUUGGAAUUUCCCCCUUAGGCAAAUUUCCCCUCUUAAGGAAAAUGUCUAGAUCCGCUACUGCUUAAACCUAAGCCAGAUCGAUCAGUUAUAACUAAAUGGCUUCUGAAAAAAAAAUUAAACCGCUGAACUGAAAGUUAAAAUUAAAAAAAGCUGUUGACUGACAGUUAAACCAGAGAAUUAAAAAACUUUAUUACAACUCAUACACUGUAAACAUAGUCAUUUAAAUUAAAACAAAUAAUAUAUUUUUCGGUAGACUGUAUUUAGAAUUUAUUUAGUAAAACAACACAUCAAACUCAAUAAUUUCUACAGCUACAUCUUAAAACUUUUUUUUGGUGCCUUACUAAAUUAGAGUCGGCUUACUCAGACUGAGUGAAGUGUACCCUAACAUUGUAUAAAUGAUUAGAGCCUACUGAUUGGGAUUUUUCCGAAUUUCUUAGAAAUGGACACUGAGAGUCCUGUUGUUUGGCCCGCAUGGUGUUAUUCAGGCGAAACAACAUCUCCAACAGAAGGUUUUGAAGCAACCUCCCUUCUUCACACCACAACUAAACCUGCACGAAGAAAACGGAUGGAGCGUACAAUGAACAACAAUGGUUCGAUUUCAACUGCCAUAUCAGCCCAAGCUGAUUUUAUUCUACAUAAUAACAAUAAUUUGAAGAAUGAAAGACUGAGUCCGAUUACACCGGAUACUUCCAGUAGAUCUAGAUCUAUUACUCCUAGCUCUUCUUCGCAUCCCGAUACACCCCCAACACAAGAAAAUCCAUUGCUAAGCGGGAGAAAUUACAGUGAUUUUAUGAGAAGCUUAGCUGCAAAGUAUAAUAAUACGAAUCCAAAUGAUUAUUUCAAUGCUGCUAGAAAUGGUUUUCCACCACCCAUCGAUCCUAGAUUCAAGCCAAACUUUCCGAGCCUUCUACCUAUCACACCACAAAACAAAGAGAAUGAUGCAAAUAAUAAGAGGCCGGAUUUUUCUGUCAUGAACCCCUUUACCAACGUAACGGGGGCUGCUAUGUUUCCACCAUUAAUUGAUAUGUCAUCGACACAAACUUUGAUGGCAUUGGUGAAGACCGCCAAGGAAGCUGAGCUACAGGGUUUACUUAAAAACAUCAAACGUCCAGAGUCCUCCUCCCCUUUAGAUCUCUCCGCCGCUGCACCUCCUGCGAAAAGGCCAAGAACCAAAACUCCUCUAGGAGGUAGUCCGAGAAGUAGUCCGACAGGUGCUGGCUGUUCUGUGACGAGAAUUCCCAAAAGGUCAGAAAGUGAAAGCCCCAAAUUACAUGAAGACAUCUCAAACUGGUCCGUUGAUGAUGUGUGUAACUUCAUAUCGAGUAUUGACAUUUGCGCAGAGUAUACACAGACGUUCCGAGAUGAGCGGAUAGAUGGCAGCGGCCUCCCUCUUCUAACUGAGGAACAUCUUACAAACAAUAUGCACAUGAAAUUAGGUCCAGCGUUGAAACUGCGAUCCAUUUUAGCAAAGAAAUUAGGAUCAUGUAAUGUAUGUUUGCAUUGCAGUCACUGUCAUAAUUCUGCAGGAUCACCUGAGUUAGGAAACAAUGCUGGAAACACAUCUGACUCUGGAGGACCGUCGUGAAACAUUAACAGGAUAUUUUUAAUUGUGUUUGUAAAUUUUGUAAAAAAAGGCCAAAUAAUUUGUAACGUGUUUCAAUUAAAAAGGACAAUAUUAUUUUAUGAACUAAUGUGAUGAAACGCAAAUAAUGUUCAUUUUAUGAACAUUUCAUAAUGUUCAUGAAAUAUUUGUUUCAACAUUUUAUUCAGCCGAUUAUUUAAAACAAAGGUCUCAAUAUUACAAUUAUAUUUAAUACGUAAGUAGCAACAAAAGAUAACAGCUUCUUUGGGCAGUUUAUAAUGUAUCUUAUUUUUCUUCUUUGUUAUUCGGUGACCAUCUAUUACAUAUAGCAUACCUAUAUUAUUUUCUACUUCCCAUUUAUAUUUAAUUAUUGAUAGUGCAGUUGGAUAUGAGCAUUAUCUCAGAUUUCGUUGAACCUACAUCGAUUUUCAUAAAAAUGGGUGAGUGGUUAGAGGAUACCUUUAAAGAAUAAAAGUGACAUGGUGUUAACUUGCGCUUUUACUCUGGGAGUAGAUGCCACUCCUUCUCAGAGGUGCAAUAUGUUUUAUUAAAAAUAACCCCAUAAAUCAAUAGAGGGAAUUCCCAGCAACAUUUUUUAUAUCAAGUUAUUAAAAUGGAGCAAUAUUUUUAAAUUGAUAAAGAUCAAAAGAUUUUAAUUUUUCGUGAAGAAAAUGCAUGUUUUACACCGGUUUUUUAUAAAUAACUUAAAAACUGUAAGUUUUUUAUAAAAAACUUAUUAUUAUUUACCAAAAUUGAAGAUAAUAAAAAAUGAAAUAAAUUCCUUACUUGAAAAUCCUUUUAGUAUUAAUUCAACGUGAGUUAGAGAUAAUAAUUAUUGAAUGUAUAUUUUUUUCGGCGUACUCAAAUCUGCGUAUUCAAGCUUAAAUAACAAGAAAAUGCUGCAUUUUAUGACAGAAACUUACUAAACAUUUGUCAAAGUACUCAGAAAUAUCUGUCUAUCAAAUGAGCUUCCGAAGAAGUUGAUGCGUAAACAUUUAUGCUCCAUUUUUUUUAAAUGUAUACUACAAAUUUUUUUCAAAAUUUAUGCUCUAAAAACUUUUCAAACUUGAUUUUACAAAAAUAAUAAAUUCGUUAAUUUUUAUGAUAUCAGGUCCAUCUUAAAACAAUUUGAAAGGUAAUUUCAACGGUUAUAAAAUCGUAUUAAAUUUAAUUUUUUAAAUCCCUUAUUUUUUAAGAUAAAAGUUUAAUUCUCUUCUGUUACAUGGUUAUCGCAGUAAAAUUUAUGAUAUAAACGUUUUUUUCUCUGUUAUUUUUUAUCCUUCAAAAAUAAUAAGAAAAGCAAAAUAUUUGUCAAAGAAAAAACUAAAAUUUAAUUCUGUAUCUUUUUUUAAGUAUAUCGAAUAUUUUUGGAGAUACUAUCAAAAAGAAUAUACUUUUUCCUAAAAAAUUCGUAAAGAUUCGCUUAUUUCCAUCAUACCUUGCAUAAUUUUGAUGGUAAACUUCUCCUUGAGCUCAUUUGACAGGUAUUUCUGAGUACUUUGACAAGUGUUUUAGGAAAUUUAUGUUAUAAAAUGAAUCGUUUUCCCGUUAUUUAAGCUUGAAUACUUAGAUUUGAGUACUUACUCGCCGGAAAAAAUAUACAUUCAAUGACCUAUCACCAUCAGGAACCACUCAUCAAUUUUCAUCACCAAUCGAUGAGGGUUCAACGAAAUCGGAGGUGAAAACUUUCAGUGACUGCGCACUAUGAAUCAUUUGAUAUUUUUCUGUGCACUUUAUUAAGUUUUUUUCUGAUAGCUUCCUAAUUUUAUUCUUUUUUAUUUGUCUAUCCUUUAUUCAUUCUGAAAAUCUGUUAUUUUAAACCAGUAGUCUAAAUAAAACAUUUGAUUCAUACUUGUACGUACCUACUUUAAACAACUUUCCAUUGUGCUAGAUAUAAAAAAGUUGUUAUGUUUUGUUUCUAAUUUGUAAAAAAGUAAAGUUUUGCAAUAUUAAUGUUGAUUCGAAAAUGACGUUGUGUAUAAUUGAUCUAGUUACAAAAAGAUAUAUUUAUAAUAUAACAGCUCAAUAAAACAAUAUUUUUAUAUAUAUUUUAAAAAUAACUUUUGGAUAAUUUAAUAAAUAUAUUAAAGGCUGGUUUCUGUGAUUUUCAAAUCUUGAUUUAAUAAUGUUAAAUGUAUUGUGAAAGUAAUUUUCUCAUAAAUCGUGUACAAGUUUUUUCUUAUCUUCCUUCAUUCUUUCUCCUUUUCUUUAGUCGUCUCAUGGCUUUCUUCAUCUCAUAUCACAAUAUAAUUUUAUAUACUGUCUGUCUCUUAAAAUUUGUGGUUAUCAUUUGUGUGUCAUUGACAUAAGAUGAUAUUAUGUAUCUCGUAUCGACCAUCUAGAAGUCUAGUAUAUUAUUCUUCACUUUUAUUUAGGUAUAUUAUUCUGAUCCUGUGUACAGUCAAUGGUCCUAUAAUUGUAGAUUUUUGAGAGCUAGACCUUUUUUGUCCAGACAAAAUAUACGAUUCCUUUGAGUUUUGCGUGAUUCCUUUCUUAUAUUUCAUCCUAAUUGAAAUGAAUAAUAUUUACUACAAAAUUGAUAUUCUUGUAUGACAUGCUAAAUACGCAGAAGGCCGUUAUUACUUUACUUAAGUAAAUAGGCCUGAAUCCCGCGUACCAAAAAAAGUUUAUUCAUAGCAAGCUGAAAAUUUGUUAAUAGCUUAACGGUGUCUAGUCGGACAAUCUAUGAUGUAUGGGAUCACUGGAACAGGGAAGUUUUAAUUGUGGAACGUGAUUUUAAUUGUGGAACUUGUUGUGAAAACUAGCAGGUUGUUUUUAAGUUUAUUUAAUAGCAAACUUUAUAUAAUAUAUAAAAAAAUGUUUGUCCGAUAAACAUGUUGGAUAUUUUAAUAAGUCUGACCCGUAGAACAUGUCAAAUGACAGGAAUUAUGUUGGUGAUAAAUUGCAGCCUGAUUUUUACAUGAGAGUUUAAUGAAAGGGUAACAAAUCAAUUGGAAGUUCUGUCCGACAAAAUACAUGGGACGUUUUCGUAGUCUAACGUGCGAAACAUGUAACCUGUUCCACUAUUAAAAUAUCCCCUGUUCCAGUGGUCCCGUAGAUCAAAGUUUGUCUGGCUAGACACCGUUAAGCUAUUAACAAAUUUUCAGCUUGCUAUUAAUAAACUUUUUUGGUACGCAGUAUCCAGGCCUAAAGCUUCUGUGAAAUACAUAUUGUCUUUAUUUAUAAUAUGACGUUAACUGAGUAUAUAAAUAAAUCCAAUUUAUUUCGAUGUAAAAAUAUAUUAUAGUUCCUAUGUAAUUGAUAAUUCACCUGAUUAUAUACAACGAAGCUUAACACUGUAUUUGCUCAAUAUAAACAAUAUUUAAUGUUAUAUAGUUUUGUUAAUUUAUACAUAAUUUCAUAUAAUUAAGUAUGCUCAUAUUAUAUCUCUUCGCAUAUUUGGUUCCAAGAUUAUUAUAUUUUUGAUUCAUUCAUAUUUUAAAAACAAACUAUAAAAACCUUACAAAAUUGGUCAACAUUUAUAUUAUGACAUUAACGUUAAUGUCAAUAAGUUACACCCCCUCAGAUUUUCUGACAAUAUUGUGAUUAUAGCGAGUACCUUCGAGGAACUGCAAAUUAUGAUAGAGGAACUCGCAGAGUAAAAGUGAGUGUGAGAAACAACAAACACAAUGACAAACACAGAUGACCCCAGACGUAUAACUAUAAAUGACAGAUAGAUAAAAUAAAUUCAGGAAUGUAUCGUCGUAUGGCCUAGGCCAAAUUCUGAAACUUGACUAAGAGAACCAAAGUGCGGAAAUCACUAGAAUAUCAAGACCAGCAUGGGCAAGAUUUGGAAAACUUAAUUGGAUAUUUAAGAACUGCAAAAUACCCUAAUACUUGACGAGCAAAGUGUUCAACCAGUGCAUCCUUCCUAUCACGACAUAUGGAUGACAAACCUGGACUCUAACCAAGGCAAGUAUGAAUCAACUAGCCACAACAGAAAGAGCUAUGGAAAGAGCAAUGUUAGGUAUACGAUUGUCAGACAAAAAGAGGAAUGACUACGUAAGAUCAAAAACAAAAGUGGAGGAUGUAACAACAAAAAUUGCCAACUUCAAAUGGAACUCCGCAGGCCACAUUGCUAGACAAAAAGACCAAAGAUGGAACGCCACAAUACCUCACGAGAUACGAAAGUAAAACCAAGACCACCAAUGAGGUGCAUUGAUGAUUAAAAAGAAUAGCUGGAACAAAUGGGAAGUAUGUUGUUCAGGAUAGAGACUGAUGGAAAAAGUUGGGAGGGGUCUUUGUCCAAGCAUGGACGAUAGAAGGCACAGAAGAAUAUAAAAAUACUAUCAACAUUUAACAAUAUUUAUAUCAUUUUAUUAUUAUUAUUUCAGAAUGCUGUACGCAAUCCUAUUUAUUGCGCCAUAACUGAAGUAAUCAUUCGAUCCUAGGUUUCUUAAAAGUAGUUAUCACACAUUAAAAGUCCAUGAAGGAUAAGCGACUGAUUCCUUAAAAUACUUAAAUUCAAUAUGAGCAUCUAAAUUGCCAAAUAUACAAAAAAGUAAUUUCUAAAGAACCUAUAUAAUGCAAGUUGACCAUCGACAAUAGCAGAAUUUAGCAAGGGUCAAAAUUUGAUCACCUAACACUAUAAUAUUAGUUAAGAGAUAUUUAUUAGACAUCGCAUGGAAAAACAAAUUCAUGAGUGUAGGGGGCAAUAUCUGAGUACAUAAAACAUUCGUCACAUUGUCAAAAUGCUACAGAAGAACUGGGAAUACAUGAAAGCGAUUUUGGAGAAAUAAUACAGAGAGGGUGUCCGAAGGAAGAUCUGAAAUAUUUACUAAUCGAAACUAAACACGCGCAGACCAAAAGGUACGUUAUAGCGCAUUUCAAAAUAGGACUGUAAUGUUUAUUAAAUUGUGUCAAAAUGGUUUUAUUGUACCUACAACUUACAUUUUUCAAAAAAGUUUCCUUUGAUGAUUAAUAUUUUUUAAUAUAAUAUAGUCUAAGAUGCGAAUAGGAGGUCGAAAUGUAUGUCGAUGUUAUCUGUUUGCCGGAUGAAACAAUUUUUUUUUAUUAAAUUUCAUACAUAGACAAACACGACCAGCAUGGGUUGCCUAUCAAAAUCGUGUCAUAUCUAUCCCUAAGGGUUGAAAUCAACAUUUAAAGCACAUUUUUGUGUUUUUUUUUUGAAAGUAUGAUAAAAUUAUUUUAUUUGUAAAUUAAAUAAGCCUAUUUAGUAUAAUUCAAAGAGUAAUAAAAAUAAAUUCAAGGAAAAUUAUUGAAAAAUAAGCCAACGGUGACAAAUUUUUAAAUACACCUCGAAAAAAAAAUGGAUUUUGCGGUGGACAAUCCGAACUUAUUAUUGGAUCAUGGUAAACAAAAAAUUCAAAAAUAUAUUAUUAGCUUAUAUGUUUUUCGAGAUAACUAUGUCGAGUUUUUUUUUAGUUAUAACGAUUUUUGACUUUUUGGUAUCACUAAGAAAUCAAAACAACGAAAUAUUUUGCACAAAAAAUGACGAAAAUCAACAUAUUUAUUAUUUUUAAACAAAAAAAUAAGCGCACAACAAAAAAUAUAUCGACAGCAUUACCUCAGGGAAUGACUAAACAAAAUAUAUACAAAAUUCCAGGUGGGUCGGUCAAGUAAUUUUUGAGUUACAAUGUCUACAGCCUUUGAAAAAAGCAGGUUUGAGGAAAAUGCGGUUAAAGUAUUGUCAACUUUUAUUUUCAAUUUCUUUUUUGUCUGUCAAAUCGAAAAAUGAUGCACACCGGAAUACGUUUUGGAAUCGCGGAGUAAUUUACAAAAGAAAAUGAGAACAGCUGUUGAACGUUGUUCAUUACUUUCAAGCGUGCUGACGCGAAACUGCUGCAAAGCGAGUCGAAGAUAGGGAUAUUCAACACUAUCUCCCUACCUUCGACUCGCUUUACAGCAUCUUCGCGCCAGCGCGCUUGAGCGUAGUGAGAAACGGUCAACAGAUUUUCUCAUUUUCUUUUGAAAAUUACCCCGCGGUUCAAGAACAUAUUCCUGUGUGCAUCACUAUACGAUUUGACAGACAAAAAAAAUUGAAAAUAAAAGUUGACAAUACUUUAAAAGCGUUUUUCUCAAAACUGCUUUUUUCAAAGACUGUAGACAUUGUAACUCAAAAACUACUUGAGCACCUCACCUGGAAUUUUGUACAUAUUUUCUUUAGACAUUCCUUGAGGUAACACUGUCGAGAUAUUUUUUGUGUUAUGCUUAUAUUUUCUUAAACAAUAAUAAAUAUGUUGAUUUUCACCCUUUUUCUGUAAAAAAUUUCGUUGUUUUGACUUCUGAGUGAUACUAAAAAGUCAAAGAUCACUAAAACUAAAUAAAACUUGACAGCGUUACCUCGAGAAACUCAUAAGCUAAUAAAAUCUUUUUGAAUUUUUUGUUCCCAUUAUCUACUGAUAAAUUCUGAUGUCCACUGCAAAAUUCAUUGUUUUUUUGAUUUCUUGAUUUUUUUUGCAUAUUCUUUGAAUUAUACUUAAUAUGCUUAUUUGAUUUAAAAAUCAAAUUAUUCUCUCAUACUUUCAAAAAAAAAUUCACAAAAAUUUGCUUAAAAUGUUGAUUUGAACAACUACGGCCCCCCAUUAAGGAUAGCUAUGACACGAUUUUGAUAGUCACACGUCUAUGUAUGAAAUUUAUUAAAAAAAAUGUUUCAUCCGGCAAGCAGAUGGGUACGUUUUGACCUCCUAUUCGGAUCCCGUACUUAUAGUACUAUUAAUUCAGGUUAAUCAUACUGCCAGUAUUCAUUGUUUUCCAUGUCACGAAAAUUUAAUAAUCUUGGCACUGAACAAACAUUUUUUAUUUGCCAAUUUAUGUUUUUGAAUUUUGAAAAGAUUACUGCGAUUUUUGAAUUCCCUUUAUCUUUGUUUUAUACUAUUACUAUACGUUAUUUAUCAAUUUUUUAAAAUAUUUCUUCUUCAGGAUUUCAACCUGUUUAGUUGUAAUAAUUCAUAGAAUAUAUAAAUUAAGAGCGACAUAAACUUUAUCUGAAGAUGCAUUACGCUCUCACUCAAUCUUAUUUACAGAUGUUUUUUAGUCAUUUAAAAAUUAUGCAACUUGAAAUAGUAUUUUGUACAGUUAUUCGUAGUUAUGUCUAGUUAAUAAUGAUUAUUUUGUACAUAUUGUAUUUUGUUAUAUAUUUAGUUUUAAUUAUAUACCUUGAAUUUAGUCAAACAAUUAAUAAAAGGAAUUAAUUUGA
Diabrotica virgifera virgifera (western corn rootworm) is the source of this 8955-nucleotide messenger RNA. RefSeq lists its product as uncharacterized. The record is from RefSeq and is a predicted model, not a curated record. Gene Ontology annotation, molecular function: protein binding. Gene Ontology annotation, cellular component: PRC1 complex. Bases 654 to 1799 code for a protein of 381 amino acids. The transcript has 5 exons. NCBI's taxonomy places the organism in Eukaryota, Metazoa, Arthropoda, Insecta, Coleoptera, Chrysomelidae.